GGGUGGGCAGAGCUGCGUGUGCGUCUGUGGCCGGGUCAACUAUAUCCAAAUGACAGCGGCUUUUACACAGAAAAUGAGAGGAAAUCAGUCGCGACGUGCCGCCGAUUUCAAAACAGGAGAAUUUUUAGAAAGUGAUCAGCUUCAUGAUUAAAAUGACUCCGAUAAACGCUCUGUUAUGAGCUGUGAGUUAAUUAAUGAGGAACACCAGCGGCAUCGAUAUGAAGAAGGAAGAGAAGGUGAUGGGGAAACGAAAUUAGGCCAAAACAAAUUAGGAACAUGAAGAAAUCAAGAACAUGGUUUUAAUACUUUGUGGAAUCUGAAUAACUUUUUUUUUGUUUUUGUUUUACAAUGCAUAAGAGAUGCAUCCGUCGGAGGUUGCCUGUCUUGAUUUUCACCUUAUUCAUCAUUCUCUACGUGGAUUUUCAAUUACGCACCAGCAACGCGCCCAAACUCUCCGUGGUCCAAGAUCCGAUCAUCUGUGUGCUCUGCCGCCCCGUCGAGCAGGCUCCCUCUGCAGCCAGCGACGCACAGGGCAGCAACAGCAGCGGCGGGAACGGUGGACACCCGGUCACCGAGGGUGCACAUGUCACCCAGCCGAAACUGAGGCAGGAGGACAUCUUCAUCGCUGUGAAGACCACCGGGAGGUUCCACAGGACGCGUCUUGCGCUACUCCUGGAGACGUGGAUCUCCAGAACCAAGGCGCAUACGUUUAUUUUCACAGACGCAGAGGAUGAGGACUUGAGUUCGGAAGGUUAUAACAUGGUGGUAACAGGCUGCCAGUCAGAUCACAGCCAGCAGGCUCUGUCCUGCAAGAUGUCUGCUGAGUACGACGGCUUCAUGGCCUCAGACAAGAGGUGGUUUUGUCAUGUGGAUGAUGAUAACUAUCUGAACCCAGAGGCCCUCCACUCCCUGCUCACAGCCUUCCCCCAGGAAGGCGACAUCUAUGUGGGCAAACCGAGCCUGGACAAGCCCAUCACUGCUCAUGAACUUCUGGAGGGCAACGCAACGAGGGAGGUGCGGUUCUGGUUUGCUACAGGAGGAGCAGGUUUCUGUCUGAGUCGGCGGCUGGCGGAGAAAAUGGCUCCAUGGGCCAGUGGCUCCCGGUUCGAGCAGACUUCGGCCACCAUCCGUCUCCCUGACGACUGCACGGUGGGAUUCAUUGUGGAGAAGAGACUCGGCAUCUCCAUGGUCCACUGUCCAUUAUUCCACUCCCACCUGGAAAACCUGCUGCUCAUCAGCCAGAGAAGCAUCCCGCAACAGGUGACACUGAGCUAUGGGAUGUUUGAGAACAAGAUGAACAGCAUUGAGGUGAAAGGAAGCUUCUCUAAGGAGGACGACCCCUCCAGGUUUAAGACUGUCCACUGCAUGUUGUAUCCUUUCACCAGCUGGUGUCCUUGAGCUCUUCGUAAAAGACUACAACUCCCAAAAACCCAUGGGACAAGACUGUUGACCCUCCGGGAUGAGGGGCUUCUCCUGGGAUUUAUAUGUCUGAAUGCAGAGAAAACUGAUGGAUUCAAUUUAAUGGAACAGCAUUGGAGGCAGAUACCAGGACUGGAGAGGCAAAGAGUGUGGAUGAAGCCUUGGACACUCACUCUUAGUCCUUCUGUGUCUGCUUGUACGAUGGAUGAGACGGACCCGUAACUGCUCAGAGCAGAGGAUAUAAAGAGAGUCUGGUCUAUGAAGUGGAAGAGGCCUUCUCUUCUUCAGAUCUGUGUCGCAAACAAACUGUUGCAUGAAGAAAAUGCUGAAAACUGAAAUUUCAGUUGUCUUUAGUGAAGCACUUAACACUGACCUGACACUUUGUGAAGUUGUUUUUGUAGAGAAAUGGACAAAAUGAAAAUGAAAUUGUGCUAAUUUUAAAAUUUUACACAGAUUUCUGUGCAGUUCGAUUUGAUUAAAACUUGAUCUGUCUUGUA
Messenger RNA from Toxotes jaculatrix (banded archerfish), 1916 nucleotides. It is a transcript of the gene mfng, whose product is annotated as MFNG O-fucosylpeptide 3-beta-N-acetylglucosaminyltransferase. The record is from RefSeq and is a predicted model, not a curated record. The transcript has 8 exons. NCBI's taxonomy places the organism in Eukaryota, Metazoa, Chordata, Actinopteri, Toxotidae. Gene Ontology annotation, biological process: regulation of Notch signaling pathway. The coding region runs from base 349 to 1398 and encodes 349 amino acids. Gene Ontology annotation, molecular function: O-fucosylpeptide 3-beta-N-acetylglucosaminyltransferase activity. Gene Ontology annotation, cellular component: membrane.